AUGUGGUGUCGAAGUUUCCUGCAGCAGACGGUCAGACAUGUUUCCAGCAGGCAGGCGGGCGUCAUAUUCGAUGUGGAUGGCGUCCUGGUGCGUGGGUCCGCCGUGAUCCCAGCUGCUCGGCGAGCUUUCAGGAAGCUCCUGGACAGAAACAACAACUUCCUAUUUCCCACUGUCUUCGUCACCAAUGCAGGAAGCUGCCAGAGACACCACAAAGCCCAGCAGCUGUCUCACCUGCUGGACGUCCAGAUCACGCCGGAGCAGGUGGUCCUUUCCCACAGUCCUUUGCAGAUGAUGAAGAGUUUCCACAAUAAAUGCGUCCUGGUGUCUGGACAGGGGCCGGUGACACACAUCGCCAACACUUUGGGUUUUCAGAGGGUCAUGACCAUGGAGCAGCUCUCAGAACACCACCCCCUGCUGGACAUGGUGGACCACAGCAGGAAUCCCACACUUCCUUCAUCUCCACCACAGAGUCUCCCCCAGAUACAAGCGAUCAUCCUGUUUGGGGAGCCAGUCAGAUGGGAGACCAAUUUGCAGCUGCUGAUUGACGUGCUUCUGACCAAUGGCAGGCCAGAGUGUGGGUAUGACACCCAGCUUUCAGCACAGCUGCCAGUCUUAGCCUGCAACACGGACUUGCUGUGGAUGGCCGAGGCCCCAUCACCACGGUUUGGCCAUGGGAUGUUCUUACUGUGUCUGGAGUCAGUCUACAGGAAGCUGACGGGCCGGGAGCUGGAGUACAAGGCACUGCUGGGAAAACCCAGUCUGGUCACCUACCAGUAUGCUGAGCAGGUGUUACGACAGCAGAACUGCAACCGCAGGCUGAACACCAUCUAUGCCGUGGGUGACAACCUAAUGACGGACAUCUAUGGUGCUAACUUGUACAACCGUUACCUGGCUCAGCGGCAUGCUGCUGUGACAACCACCACCAGGCUGGUUGCCCGGGGAAUGGGAAGUGAGGUGAUGGCAGAGGAGGAGCCGAUGUCUGCAAUUCAGUGCCACUCUAUCCUGGUGUGCACAGGUGUCUACAAUCCCCGUUUCCCACUGCCUAGUGACCAGAAUAGCAGCAUCAUGGAGACGGUGUUUCACGGUCACAGAGACCUGGUACCGGAGCCUGACCUGAUGGAGCCGAGUCACAUGGUGGAGGACGUGGAGGCUGCUGUGGACCUGCUGCUGCAGCAGGAGGGCUCUGACCUCUGACCUUCACAACGAGAAACCUGCACCUGGUUCUCAUCAACAUACUCCUCUGCCUUUAAUCAGAGCUGGUGCUAAAUUAGAUUGCCUGGAGGGACACACUCUCUCCUACUCUGAUUGGUUGUUUUGCUGUCAGGUGAUGCUCUGACUUUGGAAAAAGUCCUGCAGCAGCUGAUCAUCAGUGUGUUGAAUAAAGUUUAGAAAUCUUUGAA
Pelmatolapia mariae (spotted tilapia) is the source of this 1400-nucleotide messenger RNA. RefSeq lists its product as uncharacterized. The coding region runs from base 1 to 1194 and encodes 397 amino acids. NCBI's taxonomy places the organism in Eukaryota, Metazoa, Chordata, Actinopteri, Cichliformes, Cichlidae. The record is from RefSeq and is a predicted model, not a curated record. The transcript has 9 exons. Gene Ontology annotation, cellular component: mitochondrion. Gene Ontology annotation, biological process: glycerophospholipid biosynthetic process.